AUGGAGGACGAACUUGAGAAAAAGCUAAGACAGUCAGCCGACGACCAGGAAUCAGAGACCUCUGAGGCUGAAGAAUCUGAAGACGAGGAGGAAUCCUUACAUAAAGAGCCAGUCAAGGAGCCCAAUGGCAACUAUGACCAGCUCAAUGGGGCCACUCUGGCACAGAAAGAUGAAAUCAUUAGGAAGUUACAGGAUAGUAACACUAAGUUACGACAGAAAUUGGAGGAAGUAGUAGACCGGGCUACUACAAAACUUCAGAAAGAAAGCGUCCAGUACCAAAAAAUAAAAUCUCAGAUCGAGGAGUACAAGACACAGUAUAAGAUUAAGUCGAAGGAGCUAAAUAAUGUACAUAAGAAACUUGAAAUCGCCCAGAAGGAAAUCCGAACACUUACUUAUAAGGUAGAGACGACUUCUAAUGAAGAGAUACUUAACAAUUUAAUGUCCAAGAACAAAGAGCUGAAGAAGAAGAAUGAAGACCUUAAGAAGGAAAUCAGAGCCUGUGAGAAAAUCCAGAAUGAACAGAGUAAGGAACUCAUGAAAGUCAGUGAAGAAAAAGACUUUUAUUAUAAAAUACGGUGACUCACUGAAGAACUCCGCAUGCAGAAGAGCAGGUUCAAGGAAGUCAAUGAUAAGUUCCAUAAAGAACGCAAGCUCACUGAUAAGUUAAAGGAUAAGAUCAGGGAUCUGGAGAUCAAAGUUAAGCAAACUAGAAACGAUGCCGAUCCUAAUAAUAGCGCACCUAAUGGCAGAGAUAUCAUGAUAACUGCUAAAAUGGAGGAUUUAGAGAUCACAAAUAAUAGACUGCAGAGGAAACUUGACACUGCGGCUAAAAAGUUAAAGACAAACAAAAUUAUGCUAGGUAAAGAAGCCAAAGAUUGCAGAGAAGAACUUGAAAAAUUGGAACUAAUGUUCCGUGACAAGGAUAAAGAGUGAAGACUGUUGACUAUUAGGCUAAAAGAAAUGCAAAGAAUGGGAAAAUUCCCUAAGUUAAAGCCCCUAGACCUUGACACUCUUAAAGAUUACAACACAGAAGGAAGAGCUAAAAGUACUAUGAGGAAUCAAGAAAACGAUCUGUUUAAUCCGAGAAUAAACUAUACUAAAAAUACGCCUCAAAAUAGAAGAAAAUUGAGCACUACAAGAUCGAUUUCAAAAGGCAAAUUUACGGUCCGCAAAAACAUGGGUCCAUCUGCAAACCACAUCUCCCUAGGCCCUGACUCAGAGCCACAUAACAAAUCUGUGCUAAUUCCGAAUAAGAAGAUAUCAAAGAUAGCGAAAGUGCAUGAUAUGUCAAGAAAUGACCAAGACAGCCCAGAAAAGAUCAAAACUGUGCCUAAAAGCGUGAAAGCGAAUUAUAAGAAGGAAAUCCCGAAAGAUAAGAUUAUUACUUCACAAGAGAAGUUACAGAAUACGGUGGAUGUGCAGAAGGUCGUCAGAAAACUAAACAAAGGAGCUUCCAAAGAGCAUAACAUCAAUCCGAUAUCAAGCCUUCAGUCUGAUAACUUCACAAUCCACCAGAAGCCUACUGCUGUUACAGCUCAGAAAUACAAAACUCCUGAACCGGAGGAAGAGGAAGAAGAAGAGGAGUCUGAAGAGGAAGAGAGUGAGGAAGAAAGUGUUGCAAUACCAACGAAGAAAGUAGUAGAAGAAGAGAAGACUGUUAGUGCUUCAAUUCAAAAUGACCAAAUGGCUAAAGAAGAGAAAAUGGAAGACAUUGAAAGUUAUAAAUCCACUAGUAGUAAUCGUAAGGCGCUUUCUCAAGCAACAGAGGGUUAUAUUGAGGAUGUCAUUCAGAAAGUCUCUGGAACUGGAAAACGUGAGAAAAAGGUGAAGGAAAAAAAUGUACAACAAGACGUAAUUAAGAGUAUUCAGUCUCUUGUAAGUCAAAGGAAGAGCAGUCAAGCUGUAACGAAGCUUCCUACAAGAGUCACAGAAAAGCUUAAGGAGGACUCUGACUCUGAAGGGUCCAACAUAGAAGACUCUUCCUUUAAAGAUUACAAAAUCUAA
This is a messenger RNA of Moneuplotes crassus, 2004 nucleotides long. The record is from the annotation of a GenBank genome assembly. Lineage: Eukaryota; Ciliophora; Spirotrichea; Euplotida; Euplotidae.